GGCCGGGAGGGAAGAGGCGCGGGCGGCGGGCGCCCCGUGCUGCGGAGGGGCCGGUCCGGGGCGGCUGGGCGGGAACCGGCCCCGCUCCCGGCCGUUGUGAGGUGCUAGAGCCGCUGCGGGCAACGCCAGAGCGGGGGUGCCUGAUGCUCUAGGCCGGCACAGCUGUUCGUUCUGGAAGGGAGGAACGCUGAGGGUAAAACUGGAUUUUUAUUAGAAAUUCUACAAGAGUGAUACUAUCAGUGAAGAUGUCAUACUUAAUUAAAGGAGUUAAAUGUUGCAGUCCUGUGAAUCAGAUGCACAAAAUAACAGGAAAUCUGUUUAAAGCACACAUAUUAAAGAACAUAUUGGGCAUCAAUGAACAACAAUUCAAAAUUUCACGUGCAUUAUCUCAACUUAGUUCUGAAAAGGCAAACUCUUAUAAUUAUGUCAUUGUUGGAGCUGGAUCAGCAGGGUGUGUAUUAGCCAACAGGCUGACUGAAGACCCUCUCAGUACAGUACUACUUUUGGAAGCAGGCCCUAAAGAUACCCUUCUAGGUAGUAAAAGACUGAUGUGGAAGAUUCAUAUGCCUGCUGCAUUAACAUACAACCUCUGUGAUGAGAAAUAUAACUGGUAUUACCACACAACAUCACAAAAGCAUAUGGAUAACCGAGUUAUGUACUGGCCCCGUGGAAGAGUGUGGGGUGGUUCCUCUUCUCUCAAUGCUAUGGUAUACAUUCGUGGGCAUGCAGAAGAUUAUAACCGAUGGAGCAGGGAAGGGGCUAUAGGAUGGGACUAUGAACAUUGCUUGCCCUAUUUUAAGAAGGCACAGACACAUGAACUGGGGCCAGAUCAGUACAGAGGUGGAAAUGGACCCCUGUAUGUGUCAAGAGGGAAAACAAACCAUCCUCUUCAUCAUGCAUUCCUGGAGGCAACCCAACAAGCUGGGUAUCCCUUCACAGAUGAUAUGAAUGGCUAUCAGCAAGAAGGAUUUGGCUGGAUGGACAUGACUAUAUACCAAGGUCAAAGAUGGAGCACAGCUAGUGCUUACCUUCGCCCAGCCAUGUCACGCCCAAAUUUGUCAGUUGAAGAGAAGACACUUGUAACAAAAAUCUUGUUUGAAGGAACAAAAUCUAUUGGUGUUGAGUAUGUGAGAAAAGGACAAAGGAAAAAGGCUUUUGCCAGUAAAGAAGUUAUUUUAAGUGGAGGUGCCAUAAAUUCUCCACAGCUGCUUAUGUUGUCUGGGAUUGGCAAUGCAGAUGAUCUAAAAAAACUGGGGAUUCCUGUUGUUUGCCAUCUUCCUGGGGUAGGCCAGAACCUUCAGGAUCAUUUAGAAGUGUACGUCCAGCAAAAGUGCACCAAACCUAUUACUCUAUAUAACGCACAGAAGCCAGUUAACAUGGUGAGGAUUGGUCUAGAAUGGCUUUGGAAGUUUACAGGUGAGGGAGCCACUGCCCACUUGGAAUCUGGUGGUUUUAUCCGAAGUGAACCAGGGGUUCCUCACCCCGACAUUCAGUUCCACUUUCUCCCUUCCCAGGUUAUUGAUCAUGGUCGUGUUGCUUCUACAAUGGAAGCUUACCAGGUCCACGUGGGACCCAUGAGGAGCACAAGUGUGGGCUGGCUAAAGCUGAAGAGCACAGACCCAAACGACCAUCCUAUCAUUGAGCCAAACUACUUGUCAACAGAAAGAGAUAUUGGGGAAUUCCGCCAGUGCGUCAAGUUGACCAGAGAGAUCUUUGCUCAGAAAGCUUUUGAAAAAUUUCGUGGGCCUGAAAUUCAACCAGGAAACAAUGUUCAGUCUGACAAAGAAAUAGAUGCUUUCAUAAGACAGAGAGCUGACAGCGCUUAUCAUCCUUCCUGCACCUGUAAAAUGGGUCAGCUUUCAGAUAGCACUGCUGUAGUUGAUCCCCAAACAAAAGUAAUUGGUGUUGAAAACUUGCGAGUAGUAGAUGCUUCAAUAAUGCCCAGUGUUGUCAGUGGAAAUUUGAAUGCCCCAACUAUUAUGAUAGCAGAGAAAGCUGCAGAUAUAAUUAAGGGCCUCCCAUCACUUCAGGAGAAAAAUGUUCCUGUAUAUAAGCCCAAGACCUUGAAAACACAGAGAUAAACAAAUGUUCUCAUCCUUUCACAUCUUUAGCUACUUAGGCUUUCAAGAGCAUGUUGCUAUCUCUUACUGAACAUGCCAAAAAAAACCCCAAACAUGCAAAACAACAUAUCCUAUUAAAAUAACUAUUAAUUUGAACCAUUCUCUUAUAUUAGACUACCUAUUCACUUUUUUUUUAAUCAGUUAGCUUAAGCUGCUUAUUUUAGUUAAAUAUAACCUUUUGUGGCACAACUCAGAUUUUUUUGUUGAAGAGAAGCUAUUUCUAAAUGACAAGACCGUUGUGCACAUAAGCCAGAAAUACAGUGCAGUUUUAUGAAGAAAGGAAGAGAUUAUAUGUGCUAUUUUGAAAAUCAUUAUGGUAUACCUUGUUAUUUAAAGGAAAGAUUUUAACUGCUGUGAGAGUGUUACCCAGGAUAGCAGCUAGCAGUAAUCCUCACAUCCUGCAAAGAAUGGUUAAGCAAACUUAAGCAUUUAUGUAAUUUCAUAUUUGCAGGCCAAAUUAGUUCAUAUCAGAAUUCACAGGAGGGAGCAGAACCUGCACAUGUUCAGUAUUUCUCAAAUGUGAUUUUUUUAUGAGAGGAAUGCACAGUUUAGAGAUCCUCACUUGAAAGUUAGACUUCAGCAUGCUUAGCAGUCUUAACUCUAUAGUAUUCAAAAAUAAGACAAAUGUAUUUAUCAGAAAAUUACUUUUCUAAAAAAUGCAGAACAGGAGCUGAUAUUUGUAAAAAUAUAUUGGAAAACUGGAACUCCUCCUUGGGUUUUUUUUGCAAGGAGCUUAGCAGAAUUCAGUUCACAAAUUAAGCUCAUUAAUUGUACCACUUCAUCAUUUAGCCCAGUAAGAGUUCUGCACUUUCUAUAACAUCCUUAAAGUUACUGGUCUUUGUUCUAAGAUAAAUGUUUGCAAAAGAUAUUUCUCAGCAAACAUUCUGAAUAGUGCCUUGCUAUCACUCAAAUUUUACUAAAAAAAAUUACAGCCAAGCUAGAUUUAAAAUGAAAAGUUACUCAACUGCGUAAGGCCAGAUAUUGAUGAUACAGGAACAGGUGUUUUUAAAUUAGAAGGCAAGUAACUUAAUCAGUGAACCAAUGCUAUAUUUUAGUUAGAACUUAAGUCUUUGUUUUAUUAUCUUCAGAUGUGUAAAACAAAAUACAUGAUCUUUCAUGGCUCUUUUCUGUCAAUCUAAUUUUCAGAUAAUGAUUUAAAGAAAAUAAAUCUAAAGAAACUGAACUCA
Messenger RNA from Falco peregrinus (peregrine falcon), 3307 nucleotides. It is a transcript of the gene CHDH, whose product is annotated as choline dehydrogenase. Bases 246 to 2081 code for a protein of 611 amino acids. Gene Ontology annotation, cellular component: mitochondrial inner membrane. Gene Ontology annotation, molecular function: flavin adenine dinucleotide binding; choline dehydrogenase activity. NCBI's taxonomy places the organism in Eukaryota, Metazoa, Chordata, Aves, Falconiformes, Falconidae. The transcript is spliced from 8 exons. The record is from RefSeq and is a predicted model, not a curated record.